Messenger RNA from Cuculus canorus (common cuckoo), 896 nucleotides. It is a transcript of the gene REX1BD, whose product is annotated as required for excision 1-B domain containing. NCBI's taxonomy places the organism in Eukaryota, Metazoa, Chordata, Aves, Cuculiformes, Cuculidae. The record is from RefSeq and is a predicted model, not a curated record. The coding region runs from base 45 to 497 and encodes 150 amino acids. The transcript has 5 exons.
GCGGUGCCGGCCCCGCUCCGCCCCGCGGGCCGCGAGCACCGGGCAUGACGGGUGAGGCCGUGAAGGUGCUGCUGCAGCGGCUGCAGGAGCUGCAGAGCGAGCGCGCCGAGGCGUACCGGCUCCUGGAGGAGGGUCACCAGGCGUACCUGAGCAGCGCACCCCACUAUGACUUCCCGCGGUACCGGCAGUUGGUGCACGAGGUGACGGUGGCCUUCAGCGGCAUCUCGGGCGAGGUGCUGCGCAUCGCGGGGCGCCUGCGGGGAGAGCUCGCCCGCCCCGACCUGGCCCAGCACCUCGCUCGCCUCCAGGAGCGCGAGCAGGAGAAGUUGCAGCUGACGGCGCAGCUCCAGCUGGCGCGGCAGCGGGCGCAGGACCAUCCCGACGCGGCCGCCCAUGAGCAGGAGGUGCGGGAGCUGAAGCACAAGCUAAUUAAAACCAUUGAGGCAAUCAGCGAAAUUCUCCAGGACCUCAAGUACGAUUCGGAAGAAGCUGAGUGAUGGGUGUCCCCAUGGGAACAGCCGGAGGGGCCGGACGGUCAAAGUGGGGCCCCACGCGCCCCCACACCACCCCAGCAAGGUGGGCGCCUUCCCCUCAGCCCCUUUUCUUCAGCACAGGGUGGAGAAACCCCCACCCCGGGAGAAACGGGGACCCCCCCUAAAUCCCGAGGCCCCUCAGCAGAGGGGUCUGGGGGGGAACCAAUUCCCUCCCCGGCUCCGCCAGGGCUUUCCCUAUGGGAAACCACACCCGGCAGUGCCAAGGGGUGCCGCGUGUUGACCCCUGUUGGGAGAGGCAUCUGCUCGAGCCCCACGGCAGCAGCGCCCCCAAACCUAUGCCCCCAGCCAGCUCCGGGCCCGCCCCCCAGGUGCCCCAUUCCUCCUCAUCCCAAAUAAACCCAU